GUGCCUAAUGCUUAUCCACACAAUUAACAAGUUCCUGCCUCCUCUAUAACUGCUCUUCGUCAAAAUCGAUGAUCACCUAACCCUAUCCUAUCAUCCACUACUAAUAGUAAUAGUAAUAGUAAUACUAUCUUUCCUUUCCUUACAUCCAAUCCAAUCCAAUCCAACCCUCUUUCUUUCUCUGCUUCUCAUUGUGAAUUUCCUGUCUGAAUUCCGACCGGCCGAACAAUUCUCCGAUCGAUCCGCCAUGGGCAGAGGGUCUUCGCAGUCGCAGAAUCCCACCGCCUCCACCAACCGCCCCGAUCUCAAGGCCCCGCGAGGCUCCGCCGCAGCCUCCGCCGGCAUGCGACGCAGGAGGCUAGGCGCCGGCGCCGGCGCCGGCGGAUCCUCCUCCUCCUCAUCCGCCGCUCUCGGCGGCCCCGGCGCCGGAAAUAUGCUCCGAUUCUACACCGACGACUCGCCGGGGCUGAAGAUCGGGCCCAACGUGGUGCUGAUUAUGAGCAUCUGCUUCAUCACCUUCGUCGCCGCUCUCCACGUCGUCGGCAAGUUCUACCGCGUCCGCCCCGGAUCCUGAUGUCCCCGAUCGGGUCGGGCUAAUCCGGUCGGGUCGGCCACCGCUUUGGAUGUAGAUCUGGAUAGAGCCUCUGUAUCUGCCGCAUCUACUGUUUACUGACUCUUUGCUUUUUUUUUUUUUUUUUUUUUUUUAAUGUAUAUAUUUUUUUAAAUAUUAAUUGAAUCAUGUAUCAGAAAUUUGACUUCUUAUUACUUCGAAAAGUGAAUAGUGAUAUUGAGAGAA
Molecule: messenger RNA, 793 nt
Organism: Andrographis paniculata
Lineage: Eukaryota; Viridiplantae; Streptophyta; Magnoliopsida; Lamiales; Acanthaceae
Product: protein transport protein Sec61 subunit beta
Exons: 1
Coding region: 245-571 (108 amino acids)
Biological process (GO): intracellular protein transport
Cellular component (GO): Sec61 translocon complex
Source: RefSeq, a predicted model, not a curated record